UUGUGUAUUUACGUGGCUAGGCAUAGGAAGAACGAUUGCUUAUAGGAGGGAGAGGUGGUUAACGAUGCACUGUACGCAUACGAGCGCAUCGGAAUGCAUUCGAUUGCGCGAGUAACAGCUCAUCGACGCUAGGGCAAUGGUUUAUUUCUUCUUAAAAGUAAGAAUUAUGCCGCAAGAAAUAAACAGACUGCUCGUUUUGAGGUUUGAGGUUUGUUGAGGUUCUUAAUAAAUACACAGGCCAACGACACGUUUCCUAGGAGCACUUUUACACUUUCAAUUGGAAUAAAAAGUCUAGUUGGAUUUUUUUAGUUCCAGAAUGUAAUGAUAUUGUAAAUUGAAACUCAAAGCUUUUACAUCACUGUUCAUGCACUACAGUUGAACUAUUUCAUGGGACAAAUAUUUGCCUGAAAACUGUUUCGAGUGCCGCAAAAUUGAUUCUCAAAUUCAAACUAAGUAGUUACUUCAAUCUAAUUAACCAAUUUCAACCAGUCAAUCUUCUGUUGCUGAUAAAUUCGGUUGCCUAGCUAUUAAAAUGAUGGACCUUGAGAGUAGUUUAGGACAUAAAAAAUUCUUUCAAAUGUAUGAUCCUCAGGUCCUUGGUAGCAUCUUCAAAUGUAAUAUUGAAAUCCGUGAUGUUAUUUCAAACAUUUUCGUAAGAGUAGAAUCGUCAUAUUGGUUAUGAUAAGAUAAAUUUAACUUACCGAUAAGAAUUGAUCUACGGAUUAUGUAUGGUGGAAAGAUCGAGUGCCUUCUGCAAUGACACUAUUAAAUCAUUUUUGGUUUAUACGAGUUAAUUUGUGCUUAUAAUGUGUCCUCCAAGUAUUUCAUUCCGAUUGAACAAUGAUCUGAUACUGUAGAGGAGCUCUAUUAAUGCUUCAUGAACAUCAUUAGAAUUUAAAAAGACAAAAGGAGCCGACAAAAGGAGGUUUUUGGAGAGAUAGUUUUAAAAAUAUUCAUCAUCUGAAAGACCAUUUCAUCCGUUUUUCAAUGCCUUUUCCAUUCGUUGCUUGAAUCAUUGUCAAUUUCGUACUUAUUUUAAUGUUCUUCAGAGACAUAUCACAACUAAAUAUGUCCUGUACAUUAAACAUAAACAUCAUUAAAUUAUCGUUCCAUUUAAUCGGUAAUCGGUUGUAACAUAUUUCAUGUGCUAUUUUGACCCCUAAUUCACUCGCAAGAAAAGCAAGAUCCAAAGCUGAAACAGUUUUCACUUUCACGAUCAUUGCGGGACGAUCAAUUGGAGAGAGAGAGUGUGCGGCAGCAUGCGUUUCGUCGCGUUGCCCCAUUCCUUAACACAUUGCAUUCGGCGUCAGCUGCCGUCGUUGGCGCGUGAGAGGGCAACGUCGUGCCAAAAAGUGGAGCUCGGCGCGGUUCAGCAUGACUAGAAACAGCGCGCGUCCCACGACCACGCUGGCGGCGACGACGGCGAAGACGACGACACUGUGUUCUAGUUCUAAUUUGGCAACCGUUUGGCUGGGCCCUCGAGGUGUAUGUGUGUGUGUUUGCUUUAAAGAUUUGGCCUACAUUUUUCGGAAGCCUUGUGCUGCUGCUGCCGAUGGGUUGUGAUUUGAAUCGAUUGGGUUUUGGUCCGUUUUGUGGAUGCCGCGUUUUCCAUGCUUUCUUUUCCAUUUCUUCAGGCCUCAAAACACACGCCAAAGGACGCGGGUGCAUCGCUUGUGUGCUUGCUUUACAUUCAGUUUCCUUUGUGUUGUUAAAUUGCUUGUGCAAAACGGCGUGAGUGGAGUUCCGAAACCCCUUCUUUCCCGGACGAAAGGAGCAAUCCCCACACCGCGCAUAAGUCCAUCGUCAAUGUGAUCGCGUUUGUCGCUUACCCACGACGUUUUUGUUUUUGCUUGGCGCGAUGAACAGAAAGGAACAGAAAGGGCGGUUUGAACAGGCGCCGGCCGCACCGAAUCUCCCACCGACCCUGGACGGGCUGAACAAUGUCAGCGAUCUCAUAAGCAAGUUCGAGGUACGCAACUAUCCUAUAAAUAGAGGACUGCUGCCCGAACUAUCGUCGCUCAGGCCGACGCCGCCGGGAUACGCCGGGAUCGUCCCGGGUGCAGCGGAGUGGUACCGUGGUGCCUACCAUUAUUCGCCGACUCAUUCGCCACCGCUCGGGCAAACGCGUCGACGAUCGGCCAACGGUGGUGUUCCGUCGCAGUACGACUCCGCCUAUCUCAGCGAUACAGCCUCUCUCAGUGACGGAGCGGAUAGUGUAAGCCCCGGCGGUAGAAGGAUGGAUGAUCGUGCCCGGUUUCGUGCCCGCCAGGGUGGAGUUUACUACCAGAAUGGCUCACUGUCUUCGCUGAACGAAUCCGACUACUACGAGGAUAUUGGGUUUGAUGUUGGACCACGAACGCCACCCAGUGGACGCUUCUAUGCCCCACAGCAACGCCGUGGUGAGGGUGCCGUCCUGCUGGAGGAAGUUGAGGAGGUGCCGUUGAAUAAGGAGCAGGUCACUAGCACGCUGACCCGCUUCGGUGCCAUACUGCAGAUGCUGUCGCGGAUCCCGUUCCCCCGGAUGUCCGUCACCGGCAUGGGGCUUUGCUCGCUCGUCGCCAUCUUCUUCUGUCCGCGGGCGAUCGGUUCGAAUAUACUGUUUCCCGGUUUCAGACUGCUGUUCGGUACGCUAUACCCGGCCUACGCCUCGUACAAGGCGGUGCGAACGAAGAACGUCAAGGAGUAUGUAAAAUGGAUGAUGUACUGGAUUGUGUUUGCGUUCUUCACCUUCAUCGAAACGUUCACCGACAUACUGCUGUCGUGGUUUCCGUUCUACUACGAAAUUAAGGUGAUCGUCGUCCUGUGGCUGCUGUCACCGGCUACCCGCGGUAGCUCGACACUCUAUCGCAAGUUUGUGCACCCGAUGCUGACACGCCGCGAACAGGAAAUUGACGACUACAUCAAUCAAGCCAAAGAGAAGGGUUACACCGCCGUGCUGCAGCUGGGCUCGAAGGGUGUUAACUAUGCCACGAACGUUAUCAUGCAAACGGCCAUCAAGGUUUUAGGCACUAAAACUGACACCAACACCCCAUUCGGUAGCAUGAUGCGCAUUAGUCAAUCCGAUAACUCACUGCUAAUGAGUGCGGCCGCUGCAGCAGCUGUCCGUGCUUCCGGUGCCGAACCGGCCCGCCCUAACGGCUUACUACACACUAACAUGCGCGAUACGACGGACCAUGCGACGUCGGGCGAAGAUGAGCAUGAUGGGCAAAUGGUCACCGCAGCCACCUCCGGCCCGGCGACGGGACGCGUCCGACGUUCGCAAUCGGUUGACUCGGCACUGAACAGCAGAGGAGGAGGAGGAGGAGGAGGACGGGCAACGAUGAGCUCCAGUCGCAGCAUGACACGUGCCCGGGCGCAGCAGCAGCAACAGCCCGCCAUCAUCUACGAGAUGGACAGUGAGGAUGAGGAACGGUUCCUGGCGUCCGAAACGGAUCUUAUACUGGGGACCACUUCGAGUACUACUACCACCACUGCGUCGUCCGCGGCUGGCGGUGGUAGAAUUCGUGGACGAGCGCGUGCCAUUACCACGGUCAGUGCGGAGGAAGAGUCCGACGGUACGGAAGGUGGCAGUGUGGCCCGCGCCAGUGCCUCGACGAGGGCGAAAGGUACUACCGCCAAGGAGCCGGGACGCGCCAAGAAAAGCACCAAAGCGGUCGGAGUGACUAGUGGGAAAGCGGGCACAAAAGCAUCGUCCACUGCUGCUGCCGGUGGACGGCGGAAAGUGAAUGGGGUUGGUGCCGCCGCCGCCGCCGAGGUGGAGAGUGUAGAGAUGGGCGUUGAGAUGGAUGUUGUGUAGGCAGCGGGGGGUUAUUGCUGGUCGAUAUUAUAGGGCAAACAUUCCAGCAAAUGAUACAAGAAGAAACGAGGAUCAACCUAGCAACUCAGGGCAAUAAUGACAGGUUCAGGGACACUCGUACGUACAAGACGGAAAGGACCAAAACCGAUCCAACCGAUCCCUUAACGAUCGUGUUUUACUAAAGAGAUUUAAAUAGGACGAUACAAAUGCCACCUGUCUUUGCUUUGCAAUGUACUAAUUCAGGGAGCCCGUGCAGAGGGAUGGCUUUUAUGCGGCUAACCCCUUCGAUCCUCUAACGUGCUUGGUUUGUUCUUGUCUUCUAACGAACUUCAAAUUAAUCUUUUAAAAACGUUUGUGCGUGUAUAGUUGUUUCUUUUCACAUUGUCUGUUAAUUGUGUUAUUUUUCUCUUUUUUGUGCACAACUGGGCAAUUGUCGUUCUCUCUUUCUCUCUUCCUCUACUCUCUCUCUCUUCUAUUGCAGCACGUACCAACUGAACAGCUUCUGAAUCUGACGCUCAAAUCAAACGAAUCGUAACUGGUAGAAGAAGUAGUAGUAAACAAACUCAUGUAACAUGAUUUCAUAUACACACACACUCUCUUUUUUUCUCUUCAACGAGAGUUUGAAGGGUGUUGCCGCGUAAAAAAUGAAUUUUGGUGCAAAUCACUGGGAAAUUAAAGAGUAGAACCAAAAUCAACAUCAGCCAUCGUGUGUUUGUUUACGUUUUAGGAUUUAAGGGGGCCACAUGCUAUAUGGCUUAAAUUACGAACAGGUUGGCUUUUCUUUUUGUGCUUAGAACAGAACAAAAGAACAAAUUAGCUGCUUGUUUUGAAUUUAUAGUUUUCGGUUGGAAGCAGAUCUCGAAUAACCUGCCAAGGGAAGGUAGUAGAACAAUGAUAAACACGCACAAAAAUACAGAAAGGAACAGUUUAGGACUGUGACAAGACUUUUGAUGAGGUGAAAGUGUGUAAAGGACAUUAUAGCAAAGGUUAAGUUUGUUUGUAUAGCGCAGCAAAACGAUUUACAAAGGAAGGAUUUGUCACACGAAUUGUUUCGGUAGGAAUAAAUCAUAGCAAAAGCCGUGCUGGACUUGUCAGGAUUACGUUUAGGAUCAAAACGCUCAAAGUAGUAGUAAAUUUAGCUUAACGCAGGGGCAUUUUUUUAUGUGAGAGUUGAGACACGCAGAGCAGAUUGGUACGGUAAUUACGGUAAUUGGUACUCCUUCUCGACUGACCAUUGCUUUAGAAUUUCAAAUUGAUGAUACGAAUAAAGUUAAGCGAAAACGAUGUAACCGGA
Molecule: messenger RNA, 5090 nt
Organism: Anopheles arabiensis
Lineage: Eukaryota; Metazoa; Arthropoda; Insecta; Diptera; Culicidae
Exons: 4
Coding region: 1859-3796 (645 amino acids)
Biological process (GO): endoplasmic reticulum tubular network organization
Cellular component (GO): cytoplasmic microtubule; endoplasmic reticulum tubular network; endoplasmic reticulum membrane
Molecular function (GO): microtubule binding
Source: RefSeq, a predicted model, not a curated record